AAUGCAUAGGGGAGGGGGAGGGGGAUAUUUAUUGGAACGACUGGACCCUCUGUCUUAACCCCCCCCUGUUCUCUCUCGCUCUCUCUAUCUCUCUGUGCCCAAGCCCUCCAACUCCAGGAUCAACGGGGAGGAGGAGGAGGAGGUAGAGCUGGAAGAGGAGAGAAUAAACUCCGUUCUGCUGCCACAUGUUGCUGUGUCUCAUUGAAGUGCUGCAGUAGCUGCUUCCUGCCCCUUGUUUUGCAUUGGACGUCUUAACCAGCGAGAUGUGGCCACUGCAUCUGUAGUUCCACCUGUGGCAGCACUCCUAUUCCCUCUACGCCACAGUGAGAGACAGAGAGAGAGAGAGAGAGAGUGAGAGAGAGCAAGUCUGGGAGGAAGAACAAAACAAGAGGACAGGGGAGAGCUGAAAGAGGUCUGGGUGGAGGAGGAUAUCUUUCAUGAUAAGUGGACUUCUGAUUGAGAGGCAUCCUCGCUGCACGUCCAGCUGACACAAAUGAAAGCUCAAAUGUGCAAAGGACCCUGUUAACCUCCCGAGGACUCCGUCACGUCAUAAACGAUUACUGAGGUUGGAAUUCCGAUAAAACCCGCUACACUGAACUGACAGAAUAAAACCAGCACCAUGCCUGGACUCAUUAACAAGGAGAAUCAGAGUGCCCUGCCCCUCAGUGUCUCUGAUAUCACUUCCUGUGUCAGGGGUUAUUCUCUGGCUCUGACAGCCUCGAUGACCUAUGAAAAUAUUGAGGACCAUGCAAUUGAGGGGAUCUUCAUUUAUCCUCUGGAGGAAAACUCCAUUGUUGUAGGGUUUGAGGCUAUGAUAUCCCAUCAGAUCAUAACAUUGCAGAUCAAAGACAAGGCAAAAAUUGAGGACUGUUAUUUGGAUUGCUGCAGCACCGCUAAUGGAGUCCUUCAGAGUGGCAGCGGACACAUCGUGCUGGAUGAGGAUUUGGAGAGGACAGUGUUGGUAGUUAACCUCGGGAUCAUCCCUCCUAUGGAGACUGUCCACAUUCUGGUGAGCACCUCCUCAGAGCUUACCACCCUGCCCAGUGGGGGCAUCAGGGUCUCAUCUCCACCGGUGUGUACGCCUCGAGUACAAAGGACCAUCAAUGAGGAGCAGGGACUGUCUCCAAACUUCUCCCGAGUGCGGGACAGGCAACCCUCAAGUCCUCACGAUCAAACGCCCAACUCUCCUCAGCUGUGGUUGACCUCGCUGCUGGAGGAGGAGGCCAUCAACUCCAUGGACUACAAGUUUAACUUCCAGCUGGAGAUACAUGCUCCCUACCUCCUAGCAGGUGUGGAGAGCCCAUCUCAUGCCAUCCGAGCUGAUGCGGACCCUCUGGCCCGCUCCGCCACCAAUGUCGUCAUCACUUUGGCGGACAAAUACACUUACGACUGUCCUGUCAGCAUCCUCAUUUAUCCCAGUGAGCCUCAUCUGCCUCAUGUGCUCAUCGAGAAUGGAGACAUGACACUGGAAGAGUAUGAUGAGUAUCUUCAUGGCCGCAGUGAUUUCAUCAAGGCCACUAAAAAGGACCCCAGCAACGAGAGGAAAGUAGAUAUUAUUCACAGGCGACUCCAUAAAGACAUCCUUCACAACCCUGUGGUGAUGUUGAACUUCUGUCCUGACCUCAAGUCAAUCAGCUCAGACCUGAGGAAGGUUCACGGAGAAUUCAUCUUCCUCAUCGACCGCAGUGGCAGCAUGAGCGGCGUUAACAUCAACCGUGUCAAGGAUGCCAUGGUGGUGAUCCUGAAGAGCCUUGUGCCUGGCUGCCUAUUUAACAUCAUAGGCUUCGGCUCCACGUUCAAAUCACUGUUUACAGCCAGUCAGAACUAUGAGGAGGAGGCCCUGGCUCUGGCCUGUGAGUAUAUCAGGAAGAUCAGAGCCGACAUGGGAGGAACCAACAUCCUGGCGCCGCUCAACUGGAUCCUGAGGCAGCCAAUGUUCAGCGGACACCCUCGCCUGCUGUUCCUGCUCACAGAUGGAGCCAUCAGCAACACAGGCAAAGUUAUUGAGCUGGUCCGCAGACAUGCACGCUACAUCAGAUGCUUUACAUUCGGAAUUGGACAAAACGCCUGCCGGAGGCUGGUGCAGGGAUUGGCAUCAGUCUCUAAAGGAAGAGCAGAGUUCCUAGCUGAAGGGGAGAGGCUGCAACCCAAGAUGAUAAAGUCCCUGAAGAAAACCCUGUCUCCAGUGCUCAGUGACAUUUCCAUUGAAUGGCUCUUUCCUGAGACCAAAGAAGUGCUACUCUCUCCAGUGGGCAACACCUUCUUGUUUCCAGGGGACCGUCUGAUUGGCUACAGUGUGGUUUGUGACACCACCCGUUACCAUGCCAACCCCAAAUCUGAUAAGAGGAGGCGAUACAGCAUGAUGCGCUCGACUGAAUCAGCCAGUUCAGUGUUUUACCACUCUCAAGAGGAGGACCUGGUGAGGACGGGUGCUGAGUGUCCCUACAGAGAGCCGCUCUCUGGCCCUCUGUAUGACUCCUACCAGGACUCCACGACAGACAGCAGCCCUGUCACCACAGAACAAGACACCACUGGGCUGGAUAAGACAUCGCCAAGAAGGCGGGCGUACAGCACCAACCAGAUCACAGACUACAACCCAGUUAAGAAGGUCUACACUCCCAGUGACCCCAGCUCUGUGGUGGGCAAGAAUCCCCUGAGGAGAGCCAAGGUCCAAGAGCUGAUUGGUCAGAUGAGUCCCGAGCAUGAGGCGCAGUGGAAGAUCGACUACCAGCCACAGCUGGCGAGCCUGUGUGCCACAUCAUCUCGGGGGCAUCCUGCCAGCUGCCACAGGCUGCUUCCGCAGCAGGAGCCGCUGCAGCAGCAGGAGGCUGCCUCAGAGCCUCAUCCCCAGGUCCAGGACAACCCUGUGCUGAGCAGCAGCAGCAGCAGCAGCACCAGCGGAGGCGGCGGUGGUGGUGUUGUGUUGCCUGCAGCUCGAAACACUGCUGUGGAACAUGCAUCCAGAUCCUCCAGUGACAGUCCAUCUGUUGGUAGCAUCGGAGAUGCUGAUGGUUAUGGACACCAGUUAUGUCAAGCCGAAACGCCACAGGAGACCCAUAUUAUUUCAGACCUGGAAACAAAACACAAAGCCGACUGCAAAGCUGUGGUGUCUGGACUACUGUGCGGAAAGCCGAUGAAGUGGGAGGUGGUCUUUGAUAUCAAGCCGCACUUGAUCGGACGAGAACGAGAGGAAAAGGUUCACGAGGAGCUUUGGAACGAGACCUUCCACCAUCUGGCCGGUCACUCCAUCAUAUACGAUUUUGAGCACAUGGCGAAGAAAGAGUGUGAGAUUGAGCAUGGCUCUGGCAGGAAGUACCAGAUAUAUGCCAUUCAGACCAGCAAAGCCUGCAAUAUACUGAGCAAAUACACCGCGUUUGUGCCCAUCGACCUGGACACUAAUGAGUAUUUGCAGACGUGCAUUGAAUACAUGAACCCGAGCGAAGGCCUGAAGAAGGGCUCACACUCCAGCUCUCGUUCUGGAAGCAGGAAGAACAGAGGUUACUCUAUUGGACUGGGUCGCUCACAAUCUGGCGGCAUGUCGGAGGAAGCUGAAGACAGCCACCCGCCCAACAGUGGAGAGGAUGGUGUCUCUCCAUGCAGCACUCCUUCCUCCUCUGGCUGGGAGAGGUGUAACUUCACAGAGGUCUCCCAAAGGAGUCCGUCUGUAACCUCUGACCAAUCUCAGAAAUCGGUGGAGAGCCUUUUUUCUGCCAGGUUGGCCCUCAGCAGAACUCGGCUCCUGACUCGAGCUGCCAAAGGCUUCAUGAGCCGAUCUCACAGCAAGUCCGGUGAUUCAAUCGGAGAGAGCGACAACGAGAACAAAGACUACAUUCCUCUGCUGUUGUUGCAGUUGGCUUGUGGUGCGUUCCCCCUGGACACAGCUCUGUGUGAAGCCAUCAAUGUGCCCAUGGACAAGCUGAAAUGGACAUCCCCCUUUACCAGCCACCGCACCAGUCUGGGCCACUUGUCUCACUCUAGCGGCCGCCGUGCUGAGAGAGCCGAUGAUGGGCAGAGAUUACCGUGUGGAGCAGAAACAUAUCAGCAUCCAGCAGACCAGACUGUAAGCACCCGCAGUCCCUCUCACUCUCCCAGGAGCGCCUGCACAGAUUUUGCUCAUUCCUCAUUAGGAAGCCCGUCCCCGGCUGCCGAGCCUCCGCUCUCUCCAGGCUCCCUGGUGGACAGUGGACAGUGCUCCGGGUCAGGGGUGAUGGAAACAGCAUCACCUGGUGGUGUCAUUAAGAGGAUGCUGAAUCUCGAGAGCAUGGUGUGGGCCACAGCUGUGGCUCUGGCCUGGUUGGAGCACAGCUCCGCCAGUUAUUUCAUAGAGUGGGAACUGGUAGCCGCCAAGGCCAGCAUGUGGCUGAGUGCGCAGGACAUCCCAGAAGGCCGAGAUUUAGCGUCCGUCAAGGCCGCCGCUAACCAGCUGUUCAUCAUCCUCAGGCACUGGGAUGAAAACCUGCAACUUAACAUGCUCUGUUACAACCCUAAUAGUGUUUGAGGCCUGAUUAAGCCCAAGGCUAAGAGUACUUAAUCCAAUAUGAUACUAUGCUAAUAAGGCUGUGCUAUUUUUCUUAUUUUUCAUUCAGCAUUAUGUUCUCUGGAGUCUGAUUUCGCCAUUGCAGUUGUGAACAAUGUGUAUCCUCUGUUCGUAUGCUGUUUCUUCAAACAUAUCACAGGCUCCUCAGAGGCAAGUGCAAGCUGUUACCCUGCUGGUGCCAUAUACUGUAGCUGCAUCCCUGUUCGCAAGGGAUCUAACCAGAGUUAUGCCGCAGUUUAAUUGAGUUUAAUGGAGUGUAAAGAAUGUGAAUUAGUAGCAUGCUGGACCACUGACCACCAACAUUUGAGAAAAGCUCUUAUUGUCAUCAUAUUGAUGUUAUCGGAAGAAUGGAGUUGGGAGAAAACUGUUGUACUGAUUGACAUACACUGUUUUACAUCUUUACAGCAUUUCUGUAUUGAUUGUAUUGUGUGGAGAAAAAAAUGUCUGGGUAGUUGCUAGUAGUACUGCCAGUCUUUUUUGAUAGCUGUUAUGAUUACAGUGUUAUUAAUAUUUGCCAUUUUGCAGUUGAUUAUAGCAGACAGAAAAAUAUGCAAAAAUGCUAAAGAAAAUAUUAAGUAUGUGUCAAAGAGUUGUUUUUUAUUUUAUUUAAUUUUUUUUAAAUGUGGCUUUGGUGGGAAUUUAUGAAUGUGUUUCCCACUGGCAUGUUAUUUAUUAUUAAUGAUACAUUAAUGUAUGUUUGUUUUUCAUCUGCGUAUCUAGAGAUUUUGGUCAUGCAUCAUUAUUUAUUUAUUUUUUUUGAAUUUAGAAAGAGUUCACAGACCUGGAGCUGGUUGCAACAUUUGUUUGAAAUUCAAAAUUAGCCUAGUUAAAAUAAACAAAAUAAUACAAGAACUAGUUUCUAGUUAUGUAACAUGUUUUAAAUAGUGAGCUAUUUGAUCCAUGAGUAUGUUAUUGGACAUAGGCCUUACUAAUUUCAAAUAUGUUACGUCAACAAGUAUUUACACCCCGUAACUGCCGGAUGUGUGGCAAACUGAACCAUCUAACAAAGCCAAAGAGUGCAAUAUGGUCAACACUUGAAUAAAAAUGCUGCUAAAGAAUGUAAUUUGAGGUUAUCAUUUAAAUUCCACUACUUGUCAGUAAGUGACAAACUGGAUUUACAAACAGCUGUAGUAACCUCGUCCUAAUCUGGGCAGCGUCAACAGCCCUUUUCCAGGAAUGGGAUAGGAAAGGUCCCUGCUAGGUCAGUCCUUGUCACAGCUCAUUUACCGCAAGUGCCUAACCAAGGUUUAAAGUCAGCAGAAAAUGUAGUUGUGUUUGCUCCUGUUAAGUCAGCGUGGAUAAUGACUGUUUUUCCUAGAUAGUACAGUUGGUAAAGUUUAUGUUAAAAUAUUUUGGUGGCCUACGUGGGCAUUUUUCUGAUUGAUUUUUCUAUUUGUUAUUCCAUCACAGUGUUGCUUUACUCAGGUAUUUGUUUUUUUUCACCUCUCAGGCUGAUUGUACAAGUACUUCUGCAUGGACACGUGUUUGUUAUGAUGUGUAACGACUGAAUUCAUACUUUGGGGCCUGAAGUGCAGUAUUUUCCCCCCUCUGAAAUAAGAAAUACAGUAGAUGUCAUAUUAUUCCUGUGUGCUGUAAUUGCAGUAGUAAGUGCAACUGUGGUUGUAACAAUCUGUAUUUUUUUAAUGUACUGGGUCAAUUGUAUAGUGCAGUAUCUUUCGAUUUGCUGUGUGUGCCUUUACAAAUGAUUGUUGACCGUUUGAGGCUGUUGAAAAUCUUCUGUAGUGUCUUUUUAACUGUCGAUGCUAUGGCCAGCUCUGCAGGUGCAUGUAAUAAAAUGAUUCUACAAUCAA
Solea senegalensis (Senegalese sole) is the source of this 6348-nucleotide messenger RNA. RefSeq names its product von Willebrand factor A domain containing 5B1 (gene vwa5b1). The coding region runs from base 620 to 4498 and encodes 1292 amino acids. The record is from RefSeq and is a predicted model, not a curated record. Lineage: Eukaryota; Metazoa; Chordata; Actinopteri; Pleuronectiformes; Soleidae. The transcript has 23 exons.